AUGGCUGCUACCUCAGCCAAUAAGAACGAGGAGAGCGAUCGCUCCAAGAAAGAGAACAGUUCCGACACCCAGAAGAUAGAUGAACUGACUGCCAAGGUUGAUCAGCUACUAAAAAACAACCAAGGGCAGAGCAAUCGGCAAGCUAUUCCAGCUACCGGGAACAGUCAACCAGAUGAUCUGAAGGGUCUAGGUAUGAUGAUGCAACAGCUGUUGCAGGGUCAGCAGGUUCAGGCCAGGGCGUUGAAUCAGGUUUCUACAGACAUCAACACCAGGAUGAACAACAUGUUCACCGAGCUGAAUACAAAGUAUGAUACUGUGAGCAACUACAUAAAGAGGAUUGAUGUUCAGCUUGCUCAAACAGCUGAGAGUGUUAAGAGGCAGCAAGGUAUGCUUUCUGGAAAGAGUGCGAUGAAUCCUAGGGUUGAGCACUGUAAUGCAACAAAGCUGAGAUGUGAUAAAGCUGGGGGAAAAGAACCAGAGCAACUGUCUGCUGAGACUGCUCCAGGUGCAGAAGAGAGAAUAGAGCAGCCUGCUAGCUCUGAAGUGACUGCUCCUGACGAACCUAUUGAGAUUCCACCAGUGCGAGUCUAUGUUCCUAUGCUGGCUGGGUUUAGGAAGAUGGUAAAAAGGCUUCCUCAAAAUAUCUCAUUUGAACAUGCUUGGGAGAUUCGGCCAUUGCAUAUGUUCUUCAAAAAUUGCAGAGAAUCUCAGGAGGAUAUCAAGGCACUCUUUACUGAAGCACUGACACUAUCGCUGAAGGUACUGCCUAAGGCUGAUGAUCCUGGAAAGUUUGUUUUUCCUUGUUCCAUUGCUGGAGUGGAAUUCAAGGAAGCUCUUUGUGAUUCUGGGUCUAGUGUGAACCUUGUCUCAAAAGCGAUUCUAGACGAGCUGGGCAUUGUCGAUGUUGAGCCUUCUCUGGUGACUCUGGCUUUUUCAAACUCUUCCAUGACAGUCCCUUAUGGCACAAUUCGCAACCUUCCUGUCCAAGUUGGAAACUGUAUUCUCCAUACCGAAUUUCAGGUUGUUGAGAUGAGCAAGGAUCAUGAGAUGCCUUUAAUCUUUGGAAGGUCAUUUAUGGCUACAGUAGGAGCAGUCGUCGACAUGCCUAAUAAGAGAGUCUCCUUCUCCAACAUCAACAAGAAGGUUUUCUACAAGGCUGUCCCAACCAGAUCACAAAUCCGCUAUGCCUCUUGCAUCUCAGUGGUUAGUGGAGAACAGCGGAAAAUUGUUCCUAAGAAGGAACUUGGAGAUAAGAGUGAGAUCAAAGAAGUCCUGGAAGGAGAUCCUCACACUGAUACAAAUAAACUCAGUUAG
Molecule: messenger RNA, 1314 nt
Organism: Brassica napus (rape)
Lineage: Eukaryota; Viridiplantae; Streptophyta; Magnoliopsida; Brassicales; Brassicaceae
Exons: 3
Coding region: 1-1314 (437 amino acids)
Source: RefSeq, a predicted model, not a curated record